GCUGCAGAAGAAGCCAUUAGAAUGUGUGAGAAACAUCUCCACACUCAGCACUGGAGCGACUCAAAUGACAUUUAUUAUUGCAACUAAUGGUCAUUUACGGUAUCGGGCUGCCGUUUUCACACAAGCAACAGUAUGUCCGUGCAUUUUGAGGAGAGGAGCGGUGUGAUCCCGUGUAAAACAGCAUGGGGCUCGUGGUAUCAGACUAUGGAAGAGGUUUUCAUCGAAGUAGAUGUUCCUCCUGGUACUUCAGCCAAAGAGGUCAAGUGUAACAUCGGGAGUAAACAGAUAGAGCUUCAUGUAAGAGGCCAACAAAUGUUCAAGGUGUGGACGAGCAUCAACAAAACAGGGAAGCUGUUUGGAUCCACAGUUGGUGAUGAAGCUACAUGGACAUUGGAAGACAAAAAAUUGAUCCGGAUAGUUCUGAUAAAAACUAACCGAGAGGCUGGGAACUGCUGGCAGUCUCUGUUAGAAGGAGAGUAUGCAGCUGAUCCAUGGGUGCAGGAUCAGAUGCAGAGAAAGCUUACACUAGAGAGGUUUCAGAGAGAGAACCCUGGAUUUGACUUCAGCGGGGCGGAGAUCUCUGGGAACUUUCAUGGUGGUGGACCAGAUUUCUCAAGUUUGCAAAAAUAGAAUGGACAACCACCGCAUUUAUUCCAGUUCAAGUUUGAAAAUUAAAAAGCAUAUAAUGAUGUCUGGCUGUUGAUAUAAAGCCAUAAUCUAUCACAAGCAGCCUUUUAAGUAAAGCCUUUAUGGACAUUAAGCUUUAGAAACGCCAAGUUCUUUUUUUUUUUUUUUUGCAAUUGCCACCACAGCGGUUUGGAUUGUUGGGUCAGCCAUCCUUUAAAUCAC
Molecule: messenger RNA, 849 nt
Organism: Myxocyprinus asiaticus (Chinese sucker)
Lineage: Eukaryota; Metazoa; Chordata; Actinopteri; Cypriniformes; Catostomidae
Product: nudC domain-containing protein 2-like
Exons: 4
Coding region: 133-630 (165 amino acids)
Biological process (GO): protein folding
Cellular component (GO): cytoplasm
Source: RefSeq, a predicted model, not a curated record